AUGUCCUGCCUUGGAAGGAGGAAUAGAAUAAUGUUAAUUUUUUUUUUCACUAAAAGUGUUUUUUCACCCCACCAACCAUCCUGUUCAGGUUCGUUAACGGAAUGUUACGACGAGCUUGGCAACCGUUACCAGCUUCCUGUUUACUGCCUGGCACCACCUCUGAACCUCAUCACUGAGAAGGGUGAUGAGGAAACUGCAGACGUACCUGAUCCUCCAGCGAAUGCCAAGCGAGAGUUCCAGCUCAAGGUGCGCCUGUCUACAGGGAAGGACGUCAAACUGAACGCCAGCAUGGCAGACACCAUUGGGCAGUUGAAGAGGCAGCUGCACACGGAGGAGGGUAUCGAACCCUCCAGGCAGCGCUGGUUCUUCUCGGGGAGGCUACUCACUGAUAAAAUGCGACUGCAGGAAACAAAAAUACAGAAAGACUUUGUGGUCCAGGUUAUAGUUAAUGAGGUAGCAGCAAUUUACUGAACUACCAGGCAAAUAUAUAUGAAAAUAUGCAAGACACUCGACUAUAUAUCUUUUAUGUAAGAAAAAACUGAAGGGCUCUAGAACGUGGUCGGCAUAGGGAGUGCACUUGAAUGUGUGGUGGUCUACCUUAGCCAUUAUCAGUUGGUCAGUCAAAUAUAGCUUAAGGCCAAAAAGCGGAACCAUUUUAAUGGAUAUCCUGUGGCCUUGAUACUCCACCUUUGGUUGGCCAAUGGAUAUUUUUGUUUGUAAAUGAAAAUGAUUUCUGUUGUUCACCCGCCUCUCUCUGUUUGUCUCUCUCUUUCUUUCAGUUUGUGUGUGUGUAUGUGUCUCUUUCUCUCUUCUUUCCCUCUCCCACCAUCCCCCCCCUCUCUCUCUCUCUCUCUGUGUAGCUAUCUGUCUGUUGAUCUGUCUCUUUCUUUCUUUUUCUGCCACCUCUUCCCCGUUCACACCACCCCAAAAAAAUGUCUGAUUAUUUCACUGUGGUCCUUUGAACCUAGGGACUUUACAGUGACAACCUUUUUAAAGGUUGCUAUAUAGUAGCAGUACUGCGAAUGUUUUACACUGGCUUUAAUCGUGCAGUGGUUGAUCACUUUUGUUUUAUGCUGUAGGUCUGUAAGGGCCCAGCUAAGUACCAAAAAUUUGCUUUUGUGUGUUUAUGUAGAAUUAUUCCAGUUGAAGUCUCAAUGUAACUGUGCUUCCAUUUUUAAAAAAGAAAUUAUUAGACUGCAGUAUAGAUUCAGCAAAAUUGAAGUUUAAAAACAGCUGCUGGAAAUAUGUAAGCAAGUCACCUUCUGUCUGUAUAGAGAAAGGAAAGGUAACAUCUUGGAUAUAAAUGUUAAAACUGGAACAUACAAAGCCCCGUUGAAUGGGAAAUCAGUCUUGUCUGGAUCUCUUUAACCGUGGAGUUUCAUGAACAAAGUGUGCACACAUUUUAAGUAAUGUCCUGUUUUCCUUUGGAUUAUGUAUGUCAAAUCCAUAGAUGUGAAUUUGUUACCUUUUUAUUGGGUGAAUCACAGUCUCCAAGAACAACUCUUUCUGGGGGCAUGCCCUUUAAGUUCCACUGUGGAAACGCAACAAGUGAUGAAUUAAAGCACAAAUGAACAUGAAGUUUCCUGAGCUGUAUGCAUAAAACUGCUACAUGUGAUCAUUGCACUGUAGCUUGAAUGUACCUUGCAUACAAGAUCAAACCCGGGGAUGGGGAGAGGAGUACUUGGAAAUGAAUGUGCUGGUUGUCUUGGACCUCCUGUUUUGAAAUGUUCAAAACAAACUGGGCCAGUAUGAGUUAUUUGCAAGUUUUACUGGAUUGUUCCUUCUCAUGACAUGGCAGAAUUAUGGGCUGAAGUCAAGGUUUUGAUUGUGCUGACUGUCCAAAGAAGCUAGUCAUGUUUUCACCCCUCGUCAUUGUACCUCCUCUUUGACUUUACUCAAUCCACAAUGCUUAUUUUCCAAUUCAGACAAAGGAUGUAAAAUGCGAAAUAUUAAGUUUUCUUCCCCCACUUCUUCCUCUUCCCCCCCCCCCCCAUUCAUCUGCUGCCUAGUCAGCUCUGUAUUUCCAUUAUUUCUGGCCAUGCCCUUCUACCCACCAAGCACAGAAUUUUUGAGAGCAGGAAUACUGUAUGCUGUGGGACCACAUUGUACAUUCAAGAUUUUGUGACUUAAUUCGUAGUCAACUGUUCAUUGUUUGCUGAUCACAGCUGUGAUGAUGGAAUGGCAUGUCUGUGGUUUGGCCUCAGGAUCAUUUAAUCUUGGCUCCUAAGAGGCUACGCCCGUCUAGCUUUGGGAUGAGGAUAGAACCUGACUCGGGUGGAUCUAGCUCUGUUGAAGAGUUUAUUAAUAGUUCCAUCCUUGUUCACUCAAAGACAGGUUUAUUGGUUGAAAAAUGGCUUCCCUUUCCCCAUGUACUUACUGGGAACUGAUACCCUGUUGCAUUCAACUGUCACAACAAUAAGGUCUUUUAAUCUCCAGCAUUAACUCCCAUUUUAAAAACACACAUUUUAACCUAUUUCUUUGGCUGACAACUUAAUGAGGGAAUCUAUAAAGAUCUUUCUUUACAUGCAUAUGAGGUGAAAAAUAUAAAUACGAUAUUGAAAUUAUCUUGUCCAAGACUCUUAUCUUUUGUUUACUUUAGUACUAUAAACAAACGUCCUUUCCUUUCACAAAAAAUGUAAAAUUCCAGAUAGCCUUUCUCAGGAUAUACAGGAAGUAUUCAGGAGAUCCAGUAGAUUCAGAGCUGGAGAGGAAGGUUGAUGACUCUCAGUACUGUAACAGUAACAUACAGAGGAGAAGAAAACAAAAGGGAUUCAUGAGUAGGAGGAGGAUAGGAAAAAUUAAAUCAGGGAGGCUGGUGCAAACCUAAAAGAAGUGGCAAUAGGCUAAAUAAAGAAAUAAAAAGUGCUUUUGAUGGAGAGUUUUUUUAAAAAAAUGUUUCAUUAGAAUUCAGAAAUGUAAGACUGCAUUUGACACAGUGUGGCAUUAAGGAGCCUGAACAAAACUGGUGUCAGUGGGAAUUGGGAAGAACUCAAUUGGUUGGAACCAUUCCGAGUAAAAAAGGAAGAUAGUUGUGGUUGUUGGAGGUCAGUCAUCUCUCCUGCAGGAUGCUACUGCGGACAUUCCUCAGGGUAGUGUUCUAGGCCCAACCAUCCUCACUAUUUCAUUGAUGACCUUCCCUCCACCAUAAGAAUGCUCCCCAGCACUGUUUCUGCCAAGUCCCAUACUCAAAUAGUCCAUGCUCAAAUGCAGAAAGAUCUGGACAACAUCCACCUUGGGGCUGACCCGUGAUAACAUUUGCACCUCAAGUGCCAGGGAAUGACCAUCGCCAACAAAAGAAGAACGUAACCAUUGUCCUUCGCAUUCAAUGCCACUGCCAUUGCUGAGUUUUUCCAUUUAUUAACAUUCUGGGUGUAACCACUGACCAGAAAAUCAUAUAAAUACAAGAGUAGAUGAGAGGCUAGGAACUUCACCGUUAGUAAUUUGCUUCCUGACUUCCCAACAUCUGUCCACCAUCUACAAGGCACAAGUCAGGACUGUGAUCAAAUGCUCAUUCACUUGCCUGAAUGAGUGCAGCCCUAAAAGAACACUGAACAGGUUGACACCAUCCAGAACAAAAUAUCUCACUGAAUUGGUGCCACAUCUACCAAUAUUCAUUCCUUCCACCAAAGAUGUUCAGUAGUAGCAGUGUAUAACAUUUGCAAAAAUAUUGCAGAAAGUCAAGGCUCCUUGCAUAUGGGCCUUCUAAACCCAUACCCACUUUCAGCUUGAAGGACAAGGCCAGCAGAUAUACGGAAACACCACCAACUGCAAAUUUCCUUCCAAGCCAUUCACUAUCCUCAUUUGGAAAUAUAUUGCCAUUCCGUCAGUGUCACUGGAUUAAAAUCUUGGAACUCCUUCCCUAAUAGCAUUGUGCACGUGUCUACUCCAGAUGGACUACAGUUCAAGAAGGCAGCUCACCACCAUCUUCUCAAGGGCCGACUAGGCAUAGGCAAUAAAUGUUGGCCCAGCCACAUUUCAUGAAUGAACUAAAAUAAAUUUCUGCUUCUUUCUCUACAGAGACAGCCAGACCUGCAGAGUAUUCUCCUGUUUCCCCCAUUCCACCGCCAUCAUAUUUCUAGCAUCUUCAGCCUUUUACUCUCUCAAUAUUAAAACACAUUAAUAGGAGAGGCAGUUUCGAAUUGUGGUGGAGCCCUAACUUCCCACCCCUCUUUUCCAACUCCCACCCCCAAACCCCAAGUAGUACCAUCUAUCCAGUGUGGAAUUUUGACAUUAAAAAGCCAACUUGAUUCUUGAUAUUUGUUUGCUUGCUGGUGGUGGGAUGUUGGGAGGACUUGGGAGCAAAGCUGCAAAAGAAAUGAAGGUGCAACAGCAGUAUGAUUGUUCCAUUGGCCAAGGAAGAUUGACUGGAGAGGUGGUGUGUGUUGUGUACUAUAGAAAUGUACAUAUACUGGUUCCUAAAGUGAUUUAUGUUAACCCUCCUGAAUUAUAGGGGAGAGGUGGUGGCGAUAGAACCGGAUCCCAAAAGCUUUGAUGUCUGGCAUCCCUCUUUGUAGCACAACUAUACCUUCAAAAGGAUGCAUGUCCAGUUUGUCUUCACAAACACUGCAAAAUUGUGGGCUUGAGUUUUGCUUUGAUUUCACAGUUCUGUCAUUAUAUUAUUGAAAACCAUUUCUGUUGAGCUGCAGAUCAUUGUCACCCAGUGGCAGGAACUUGUAACUUCAGUCCUCACUCCUGCCACCCCACCCCACCCCACCCCACCCUACCCUACCCCCAUGUCAGUGCAGCCAUUUCCAGAGUGAAACAGUCUACAAACCUAGUUAAAGAAAACAAGUGAUUUGUUUUCUUUGUUUCUGAGCUGUGCAGUCAAUGUGACUUCAAUAUCCAUGGAUGAGGCUGCCCUGAGAAGGUAUUUCUCAGCCCUGCUCUCCUUACCACCUAGCUAUAGAAGUAUAUCAGGCAUAUGGGUGGUAAUGGGGACCCAAUUGGUGUGACAAGGUACUAUACACCCCCAUUAAAAUGACCAGUUACCUGUUUCAGUCACCUUAUUAGGGGUGGGGGAAUCAAUUUGGUGAUAUAAAUUAUUAGCAAGUGGUAUCAGCUACAAAGUACUUGAAUUGGCCUGUGCCAGUUACUGUGUUCCCUGUCUCUUCCAUGGGAUGACAUGGCCAUAGUGAUAGAGUCUGCCCGUAUGAGCUUCCCUUACCUUGGUUACUCAGGCAGGACCAUUUCUGAACCAGAUGGAUUUUUACAACAGUUGAUGGUACUUUCUCUGUCACUGUUUUUGAAACACCUUUAAAUUACAAAUUUGUUAAUCAAAUUUAAAUUCCACCAGCUGCCAUGGUAAGAAUCCUUUGGAGUACAAGUCCAGUGACAUGAUUGCUACCACACCAAUUCCCAGAUUUUAUAAAGAAAUUAGGUGAAAUAACAGCAGAUUCUGUGCUCAGAUUCAGCUGGAAGGUGGUGGGAAGAAUGUAGCAAGAGGUUGGGGCAUACCGAAGGUUCAGUGGUGGAUUCUGGAACAAUGAAAGAAAUUCUUUCCUCUUACUUCUCUCCAACGCUACCCCUAAAAAAAUUGAAAUGGCAAAUGUUCUUCUCCGCUGGGUCAUUCGAUUGUUUAAGUGCUGAUGCAGUACUCCCCAGUGGCUGCCUUGAGCUGCGUACUCUAUUGCAAUACAGACUCCUGUGUUUAGGUACUUUGGGAGUCUAAUGUGUAUAAAUAUUAGAUGACUCGUGUGAAUAUUUAGCUCCUCUGAACUGGAUUGUUUUGAUAAUAUAAAUUCUAAUUAUAAAUCUGUACAAGUUCUUUAUAGUAUGUACAUAUAUGAAAUGGCUACAAUAGUUUUGAUUCUUAAAUGCCUAUUCACAAUGAAGCCCUGAGAAAUACAUUAACAGAUCAGUUAAGUUUG
Messenger RNA from Rhincodon typus (whale shark), 5867 nucleotides. RefSeq names its product ubiquitin domain-containing protein 1-like. Gene Ontology annotation, molecular function: protein binding. Lineage: Eukaryota; Metazoa; Chordata; Chondrichthyes; Orectolobiformes; Rhincodontidae. The record is from RefSeq and is a predicted model, not a curated record. The coding region runs from base 1 to 471 and encodes 156 amino acids. The transcript has a single exon.